AGGUUUCCCUCCCGCUUUUCAUUUUAUUUUGUUUUUGCAUUUGCAAAAUGUGGAUGAUGGAGGGAGGGUGAUUUUUUUUCUCUCUCUCUGCUCUCUGUGUUGUGAGUGUAUGUGCUUGUUGUCGGGCGGGGGACUCUGUUUUUGGUGCGGAAGGAGUCGCUCUGUUGGAGGAGUCGGCUCCUCUCUAUGUGGGUGAAUGGAGGAGAGUCUUCCUGGAGAGUAAACACUCACGCACAGACUAGCUGAUUACAUCGGAUCUCUCACCGUUUAACACUAAAAAAUCACCCCCAAACAUGCCUGCUGAUACUAAACAAAUCUAUGAGUUGGAAUCUGAAUUGUACUUCCUAAUAGCCAGAUUUUUGGCAUCGGGACCCUGUCAGAAGGCGACAGAGGUCCUGAUACGCGAAGUGGAGGAGAAGCAGCUGCUGCCGAAACGGAUAGACUGGAAGGGCAACGAGCAUCCCAGGACCUACGAAAAUUUGGUGAAGACUCAUAGACAUGUAGCUCCAGAUCAUCUCCUUCAAAUAUGUCAGCGACUUGGACCUCUCUUAGAGAAAGAGACCCCACAGAGUGUUCCAGGGGUGCAUUCGUUACUGGGAGCUGGAAGACAGUCUUUGCUUAGAACAAACAAAAGUUGUAAGCAUGUGGUAUGGAAAGGAUCAGCACUUGCUGCAUUGCAUCGAGGAAGACCCCCUGAGCCACCAAUCAAUUAUGGUAGCCCACCUAAUAUAGUGGAUACCAUUCGGGCUCGACAACUUACUGGGAGCUUUCGACUCAGUCAGCUUGUUCCAACAGCUGUGUAUCUACAUAUGAAGAUGCAUAAGCGAAUUCUGGGGCACCUAUCAUCUGUUUACUGUGUUACUUUUGAUCGAACAGGGAGGAGAAUAUUUACUGGAUCUGAUGAUUGUCUGGUGAAGAUCUGGACAACCGAUGAUGGCAGGCUACUGGCAACUUUGCGAGGACAUUCUGCUGAAAUCUCAGACAUGGCAGUAAACUAUGAAAAUACCAUGAUUGCUGCAGGCAGCUGUGAUAAAAUCAUCCGGGUUUGGUGCCUUCGGACAUGCGCCCCUUUGGCUGUUUUGCAGGGCCACACUGCAUCCAUUACAUCUGUGCAGUUUUCACCAAUGUGCACUGGCUCUUUGAGGUUCCUGUCUUCCACAGGGGCAGAUGGUACAGUUUGCUUCUGGCAGUGGGAUGCUGGCAUGUACAAAUUUAACCAUCGGCCAAUUAAAUUUACUGAGCGACCAAGGCCAGGGGUUCAAAUGAUCUGUUCUUCUUUCAGUGCUGGUGGAAUGUUUUUGGCAACGGGGAGCACAGAUCAUAUUAUAAGAGUUUACUACUUUGGGUCAGGGCAACCUGAGAAGAUUUCAGAGUUGGAAUUUCAUACUGACAAAGUUGACAGUAUUCAGUUCUCCAACAUGAGUGACAGGUUUGUUAGUGGAAGUCGAGAUGGUACUGCAAGGAUCUGGCAGUUUCGACGUCAAGAAUGGAAGAGCAUUUUACUGGAUAUGGCUGUUAAACCUGCUGGAUAUAAUCCACAAGGAUUAGAAGAUAAAGUGAAUAAAUUGAAAGUAACCAUGGUGGCAUGGGAUCGUCAUGACAACACUGUUAUAACAGCAGUCAAUAACCUUACUUUGAAGGUUUGGAAUUCUUGCACUGGUCAGCUCAUACAUGUCCUAAUGGGACAUGAAGACGAAGUGUUUGUACUUGAGCCACACCCCUUUGAUCCCAGGGUCCUCUUUUCUGCAGGGCAUGAUGGCAACGUAAUCGUUUGGGACAUAGUGAGGGGCGUGAAAAUCCGAUCGUAUUUCAACAUGAUUGAAGGUCAGGGGCAUGGAGCAGUGUUUGACUGUAAGUGCUCCCCUGACGGGCAGCAUUUUGCAUGUACUGACUCCCAUGGGCACCUUCUUAUCUUUGGCUUUGGCUCAAGCAGUAAAUAUGAUAAGAUUUCUGAUCAGAUGUUCUUCCACACGGAUUAUCGACCUUUAAUUCGUGAUGCUAACAACUAUGUCUUGGAUGAGCAGACACAACAGGCACCACAUCUUAUGCCACCUCCAUUCCUCGUGGAUGUGGAUGGCAAUCCCCAUCCACCAAAGUACCAACGACUAGUACCUGGCCGGGAGAACUGUAACGAUGACCAACUCAUCCCACAGAUGGGCGUGUCUGCCACAGGGUUGAACCAGGUUCUAAGUCAGCAAGCAAGCCAUGAAAUUAGUCCUUUAGACAACAUAAUCCAACGAUUACAACAGGAACAGGACCAGAGACUGACCGCAGGUACCAACAACACCCUGAACAGAGGAAGAAUAGGCUCUCAGAGUUCUACCUCAGAGAUACAUUCACCUCCAAACGUCGGACUGAGACGCAGUGGACAAAUUGAAGGUGUGCGGCAGAUGCACAGUAAUGCACCAAGGAGUGAAAUUGCCACUGAACGGGACCUUGUGGCCUGGAGUCGAAGGGUGGUAGUCCCAGAACUAUCUCAAGGUGUAGCCAGUAAACAGGAGGACUGUAGAACGGCCAAAGGAGAAGAGGAAGUAAACAUUUUUAAAUUUGAGAAGAAAAAGAAGUCAGCAGCUCAGGUUCAGCGAGAAAACAAGAAAUCAAGAUGCCUUUUCGUCCCUUUUGCCAAACGUCACAGAAGGACUUCAGUGCAUUCCUAUGAGCGUUUGCAAGAAAGUGGAGAAGGGAAGAAGCAGAGCCGCCAAAAUAUACACAAUUAUUGCACAAGAUCAGCAAUGGAUGAUGGAAGUAGAAGUUUACCACAGAACGUUGAUUACAACAGCUCUUCAGAGGAGGCCGAAGUCUGUGCUGUCAAUGGUGUGACGUCAGAAGAGGAUGGGGAUGCCUGGCACAAUGAAAGCAGCAGCUCUAGUGACUAUUCAAGUGACUAUUCUGACUGGACUGCUGAUGCUGGCAUUAACCUCCAGCCACCAAAAAAAUCUUCACGGCAACAAGCAAAGAAAGCUGUUAGUAGUUCAGAAGAUGAAGGAGAAAAAGAGAAGGGGAAAGAAAAAGAAAUAAAGAAGGAAAGGAAGAAACAUAAAGAAGACAAAGAUGGUACUGCAACUCCAAAGAUAAGAAGGAAACCAAGGGAGAAAAGAAUAAAGAGACCACCAGCUGGAGUCAUACCGAAGCAGGGAGAGACUCUGGAAGAGUGGCUUCCACCAGUGUGGAUUACUGACACUAUGCCCAGACGUUGUCCUUUUGUACCACAAAUGGGUGAUGAGGUUUACUAUUUUCGACAGGGUCAUGAAGCCUACGUUGAAAUGGCUAAGAAGUUAAAACUUUUUCGUAUAAAUCCUAAAAAGCAGGCAUGGCACAAGAUGGAUUUACGGGAGCAAGAGCUGGUGAAAAUAGUUGGGAUCAAAUAUGAAGUGGGACCCCCAUCUCUGUGCUGUCUCAAACUGGCUUUCAUCGAUACAGACACAGGCAAACUGACAGGAGGUUCAUUCUCUAUGAAGUACCAUGAUAUGCCAGAUGUUAUUGAUUUUCUAGUGCUACGACAGCAGUUUGAUGAGACAAAAUCUCGACAGUGGAAGAUUGGAGAUCGAUUUCGGUCAGUUAUCGAUGAUGCAUGGUGGUUUGGGACCAUUGAGAGCCAGGAGCCCCUACAACCAGAAUAUCCUGAUAGUCUAUUCCAGUGCUACAAUGUCUGCUGGGAUAACGGAGAUACUGAAAAGAUGAGCCCUUGGGAUAUGGAAGUGAUACCACCUGAUGCUGUUUUCCCCACUGAACCUGGAUCAAGUGUUCCCUUGACUGCUGCUGAUCAUAAGAUACAGCUGUACAAAUCUCAGGAAGGAGAAUGGGGCUGCAGAAAGAGAGAUGAUGAAUGUGACAGAAUUUAUAAUGGGAUCUGUCAGCUCAUAACACUUGAUAUUGCUGCUCCAUUUGUGGCACCCGUGGAUCUCCAGGCUUAUCCUUUAUAUUGUACAGUAGUGGCUUAUCCUACAGACCUGAACACAAUUAAACAGAGGGUGGAGAAUAGGUUUUACAGACGCUUGUCAUCCUUGAUGUGGGAGGUACGAUAUAUUGAACAUAAUGCCCGGACUUUCAAUGAACCUGGAAGCCCUAUAGUUAGAUCAGCCAAAUUAGUCAUCGAUGUUCUCCUGCAGUUCAUAAAAGACCAGAAUUCUACUGACAUCCUUCCAUUCUACAAUAAUUUGAAGAAGAAAAUGAUUUCAGAUGAGGAUGAUGAAGCAGAGAAUUCUGAUGUUCCAGGAACUUCUACCAGGAAUAAGAAGGAAUACCAGCCAAGAAGGACGCAGCGUAAUCGUGUCCGGUCACAUGAUAUUAAUGCCUGGAAGGUGCGCUGUAGAGAGCUGCUGCAUUUAAUCUUUCAGUGUGAAGAUUCGGAGCCUUUCCGUCGGCCUGUGGAUUUAUUUCAAUAUCCCGAUUAUAGAGAUAUCAUAGAUACACCAAUGGAUUUUGGAACAGUUCAGGAGACUCUCGAAGCUGGAAAUUAUGAGACACCGUUGGAAUUGCGUAAAGAUGUGCGCCUUAUUUUUAGUAAUUCCAAGUCUUAUACUCCCAGCAAAAAGUCAAGGAUCUAUAGUAUGAGUUUACGGUUGUCAGCAUUAUUUGAAGAACACAUGAGCUCCAUUAUAUCUGACUACAAGGCAGCAGUUCGAUUUUAUUCGAGAAAGAAGGCUUCCAGCCAAAGGCGGAAACGAAGAAGGAGUAGCUCUCCCUCGAGCAGUGCAGCAUCGAGCCCUGAAAGGAAACGAAGGUUUUUAAAACCCCAAGCCAAGAUAGAGGAGUCCAUUUCUUCACCCUUAUCUGUGCCUGUCAGAUCAACAAGUGUGAAAACAUCUGUUAUUCAGGCCAAUGGCAAGGCAAGUGAAUCUUCUACUAUUGUGCGGACCAGAAGAACAAGGCUACGCCUAGGAAUUACCUCUGGGACAGAAGCAUCAUCUUCAUUGGCAGCAGUGGCUGCUGUUUCCAAGUCUUCUGUUGCAGCUUCAUCAGGACCUUCAACAGAUUAUAAUGCUAAGCCAUCAAAAGCUCAGAACAAUCUCAGUUAUCCUGAACUAUCUGAAUCAAAACACAGUGCACAGACUACAUUGACAGAUGAGGAACCUGAAAAAAGAAAGUUAACACGUAGAAAUAAAUCAACACCAUACAAACAACCAAAAGGUGACAUCAAAGCUGAAUCUUCAGCACAGAAAACCCCACAAAUAAAUGGACACAGUGUGUGCAUCUCUGAAUCUGUGGUCAAGAGAGGUCCUGGAAGGAAACCACAGGAGGUAAAAAGUCUUAAAGGACCUGGUAAGAAAAGAGGUAGGAAAAGUAAAAAAGAGCUACUUGAUAUUGAACAUCAGAAUGCAAUGAAGAAAGCAGAAGUUAAAAAAGACGCAUCCAAUGAGAAUGGUGAAGAAGCUACCUCAGAAAGCAGCUUUAGUUCAGAGACCCACACACAAAGAAAAUCUUUGCAGAAGAAACCAAGAGGCAGGAAACCCAAAGGAAAGAGUCUAAAAGCUAAAUCCAAAUUGAUAGCUGCUGCUAAACGAAAAAUGCAGACAAGAAGCAACAGUAGGAAACAUGAGGAGCCUCUGGAACCCAUUGAGACCAUAGAGCCUGUGGAAGAUGACGAAAGGACUGAGGAGGCCGUGGGCUCUAAAUCGGUCAUGAAAACGAGGAAUCAAGGUAGACGGACAACAUGCUACAAUGAGGAGGAUUCAGAGGAGGAACAAAGGCAGCUACUGUUUGAAGAUUCCUCUUUAACUUUUGGAACAUCCAGUAGGGGCAGGCUGCGGAAACUGACUGAAAAAGCAAAGGCUAACCUGAUUGGUUGGUAAACAACUAUAGCGUUUUGUCUAAUCAAUGAAGUUUCUUGUUUUAACAAGAACGGGUAAGGGAAUUUUGCACUUGAGGUCACUGCAUUGUGACAUGCAGAUUGAUUAACGACAUGAUUUGGGAUUUUAUCAGAAGACAAAAUGAGCAAGGACUGAAUUGUUUAAAAACAAUUUAAUUUCUUGAUUAAUAUUCACUAGUUACUGUCUUGUUACAUUAUAAUCAAGAAAUCGUUGAUGUUUUGCUAGCAGUACUUCAUGGUAGAAUUUUGACAUUGUGAAGUAUAUUUUCACCUACUUCCAUCUUCUGUUUUCUGAAGAACUGCAGAUUUUGCUUUUGCUUUGGAAUUGAAGACAAAUUUGCAGUUUAGAGGAUGGGCUCAAUUAGUAUUUACAACUUCAUAAAAAUGGAACAAUGAUUGACAAUUAGUUAGCAUUAAACUGGACAAGUUCCUUUUUUUAAAAAAGAUACCUUUUAAAUUUUCCAUUUCGUUAUUUCAUGUUUAGAAAAAAAUUAGGUAUUCCAUUCUGUUUUUAAAUUUCUAUCACCAAGAAUUUAUAAAAGUAAUCUAAAACAAUAAAUUAAAACUGUGACUGCCAUGUUUCAGCAUCCCUGAAAACACAUUUAAUAUUUGUUAGGUAUUUGUAACUCUCAAAAGUUUGCAUUGGUGGUCAGUUAAGUUUGGAAAUGUAUGUUGGUCAGUAUUUUAUGAAAUUCUUUAAUGUUCCCUUCGAUUCCUUAGCAUUGAGAUAGAUUUGUUUGUGUAAUAUUACCUACAUUUUUUUCAAAAUGUAACACAUUUAUGCUGUGCUGGGUAGAAUAGCGUUGUUUAUCAUUGAUUGGUUUGCACAUCAGCAAAUAUAUCCCAUUCUUCAAUAAGCAUAUUUAAGUUGAAAUCUUAAAUGCCGACCAAGGAUGAUAAGACUUGACUUUCACUUUUACUUAGAACCCCAAAGCACCUACCAUCAAAAUCUCUUGAUUGCAAUUCUUUCUUUUCCAGUUUUUGAUGUUUCACGUACUCAUUUACAAUCAGCAAAUUUUGCAAGUACUUGCACUACCAAUUAUGUAUAAUUGACCACGAUACAAUUAAGCAAAUAUAAUUUAUUUUUAUCACAAAAAAUACAUUUUGAUAGUUAUUUUAUCAUGUGUUUUAGGUUGUACAUGCUCUCCUCAGUUCACCUUCAGAAGCUAACAAUCAGUCCUUGCUUAUUUGUCAGCCAUAAUGUACUGCAGAUAAUCGACAGUUGACUUCAAGUGCAUUUGGGCACCUGCAAUUCAAGCUUUCCAAAGAAUUGCACAAAUACCCUGUCAUUUUCCCACUAUUAUGAAGCAAUUAUAAGCUGCUUCUCCCAUUUGUUGAAUGUAGAGACAAACAAAAAAGACUGCAUUGCACUGGAACUGAGUGGUUGUCUCUUGCUUGUCUUACACAAUCAGGAAAAAUAUGUUGCCGAAGAAGGAGUCUGAUUUUAGUUAUGUUUUUCACUUGCGUACACUCUCUCUCUCUCUCUCUCACCCUCUCUCUCACUCACUCACUCACUCUCUCUCUCUCUCUCUCUCUCUCUCUCUCUCUGUCUGUCUGUCUCUCUCUCUCUCUCUCUCUCUCACUCACACACACACACACACACACACACACACACACACACACUUGUAUAUUGUAAGUAGAAAAAAUAUUUUAAGAUAUAGUGCAGGGAUGGGGUUGAGAUGUGUCAUCUAUUCAAAUGGCUUUAUAGCACACUCACAUAUGAACUCUUUAUAAAGGGUUUAUGAGAACAUGCCCAGCUCCUUUAACUGGGUAACGUUAUGAGAUUUUAGAACUACCAAGCAUGUGAAUUGUGCUGAAAUUUCCAGACUUCUUUAGUUUGUGAGAAUUUCCCCCACCCUUUCAAUGAUACAGGAUUUCAUGGGAACUUACUUGGCACUGGUACGCAAUUAAUAAACGUCAUGGUUUAAAGAUCCCAUUGUAUAUGAAUAUUAGCUCAAUUAUGCUUACUGGGCUUUCUAGGGAGAAACAUUCAUUCCAUGCAGUAAUCUGUUCUGGAGCUUGCACCCUAUUUUCUGAUUUUAAAGGAAAGUUGACUUUUUUGUAAUCAGUAAUGAAGUGGUCAAAUUACUUUUUAUUGGAUGCUUGCAAAUAGUACAUUACUACACAGUGUCGUUUUUGUGCACUUUCUGCCUAUGUCUGUUAUGCUACAUUGAGUCAGUAUCUUCCCACAAAAGGAAUAGCAUUUGGUGAUUGUGCCUUGAAUAUAUUUUUUUUCUAUUUUCUUGUUAAUGGUUAGGGCUGGGACAAAGAUUAUUACACUCCAGAGGUUUUCUAUCUUUUGACAUAACCUACUUGUAUGUAAAUAACAAGCAAAACUGUGUUUUUAAACAUGAGAGCACAGAAAUCACUUUUGAAAGUGAUGAGAUACCAUGCACUGCAUGCAGUGAAUGUAUACAUGAUUGCAGAUCAAUUUUCUUCCAAACUGCCAAAUGUAAACAGUACAUUCUGAAGCAGAAUAUUUCUUUAAGACAUUUCAGAAUUUUGUCCCAGUUCUGAUUUCCCCUUGGCAAUGUAAGGGUGAUGUUUUAUUUGAUGGCAAACUUCUCACUGAAGUGAACUUGAUUUCUUUUGCUGUUCAUUUUUCUGAAGUAAUGUGAUAGUUUUUAUUUCUUGGUUUACCAUUUUUAUUUGAUUGGAUUUUUAAAACAGUUAGUUGUUUUUAUAUAAGCAUCACCCUCUUACCCGUUAUUUUUGUAUGAACUGUUUAGAAAUCAUUUUUGCAAUUCGUCACUUACAAAUAAUACAGAUAAUGCAGAUUGGAGGAGCAUCAUACUCGUCAAGAUACCAUUGCAUUCUAUCCAGUCAAGUUGGAAACUGUUGCUAUGAUAUGUACUCGUGCAUCAUUCUGGCUUUUGUUUAAGUAUUUGCCUCUGUUAACAUUUUUUUUUUCAAUAGCCAGUGAACCAAGAAAUAAUUGUUAUUUUCUGUACAAGUUUAAUGUGACCUUGUUUUCAUUCUUACUGGUCCUUAACAGUAAUGAACCCACAAACUGAAUUAAGGUGUCUCUUUCCCUUUUGUAAUUCUUUGUCAAACAUGAUGUAAAUAAAUAAUGGAUUCUUAUGAGUGGAUUUUGAGGCCAUAUCCUAUUUAAGGGAUUCUGAUAAGAAUUAAAUCUGAACUGUUCAUGAAUGUCAUCAGAACCCCUAGAUUAGGUUAACAUUUGAAAUCACUCACUGAUAUGUUUGUCCUAUAAUGUAUACUGUGUUUGGAAUUUAACUUGCGUUAUUGCUGUUUUGUGAAAAUAUGUGGGAUUCUUAAGGUCUUAAGAGCAUUUUGGAACAUUGGUGUGUAACCAAAAUGGUACUUAUUUUGAGAAAUAUUUAUUCCCUUGAGACACAUUAUUGUGGGUUUAUCAAAAAUAAGUUGCAGUGGGAUACAGGGAAACUCCAUACACCGUAUAUAUUAUAUAUAUUUCCUUUAUACUGUUCAUAUCUGCAGAACAGCAUUUUGCCAUUUCCCUUAGGAUCCUUAUUCCGAUCCUAUUUUUAAAAUAAAACUGAAUUCGAGAAAAGUAUUUCAUGAGAAUUUGAUCUUUGUCUUUAUUAAGUUUGAACAUUCAUGAUUUAUUUGUACAUGAACAUGCAACUGAGCUAUCUAAACUGUGUCCUCCUCUUUUGUCCUUGGUGGGGCAAAAAAGAGUAAAUCUUUUAAGUUUAUUAACAUUGUUGGUUUAUAUAUUUUGCUCACUUCAAUUUGAAUAAAAAAGAGGAAACUAUAUGUAAAUAUUCCACAAAACAUUUUCAUGGAAAAUGUAAAGUGUUGAUUUUGCUUAUGCUGAAUUCCUGUCCUUUUACAAUUAUGGUAUUAUUUAGAAACCUGUUCUAAAAUUUAGCUCCUGGGCUAAGGAGCUGCAAUCAUCUGUCAAAAGACAUGCAAGAUUUAAUACUGGUUAACAGUCAGUAAUUGCAACUUAAACCUUUCCUUUCUUCCUCCCCCGCCACCAUCCACUUGAAUUUAAUGGAGAUUCCAAAACCUUCUCCGUAUAAAGUAUGAGACAUAAAGACCGUAAAUUAAUAUUUUGUGAAAAAAACAUAAAUAUGAGUUAAGUUUUAGCUAUAAUCCUAUUUUAAAUGUUAUAUUUCACACACUUGAAUUUUGUGGAUUAAUUUAUUAGUUUGGCUUAAGAAUUCAGUUUUGUUUUUAAAACAGAUCACAGAUCAGCUAUGAUCCCAUUGAAUGGUGGACCAGGUUCGAGGGGUUGAAUGACAUUCCCGUGCUCCUAUGUUCCUAUUUGCCAACAUAUUAUUUUUGAUACUAUUACCUCGGAUAACAAAUAAAAAUAAUUUCUCCUCAGCA
This is a messenger RNA of Stegostoma tigrinum, 10126 nucleotides long. It is a transcript of the gene phip, whose product is annotated as pleckstrin homology domain interacting protein. The transcript has 41 exons. Gene Ontology annotation, cellular component: nucleus. The record is from RefSeq and is a predicted model, not a curated record. Gene Ontology annotation, biological process: regulation of transcription by RNA polymerase II; cytoskeleton organization; regulation of cell shape. The coding region runs from base 294 to 5792 and encodes 1832 amino acids. Lineage: Eukaryota; Metazoa; Chordata; Chondrichthyes; Orectolobiformes; Stegostomatidae. Gene Ontology annotation, molecular function: protein binding.